This is a messenger RNA of Branchiostoma floridae (Florida lancelet), 1573 nucleotides long. Its product is annotated as protein-glutamine gamma-glutamyltransferase K-like. The coding region runs from base 269 to 1558 and encodes 429 amino acids. The record is from RefSeq and is a predicted model, not a curated record. Gene Ontology annotation, biological process: peptide cross-linking. Gene Ontology annotation, molecular function: protein-glutamine gamma-glutamyltransferase activity. The transcript has 8 exons. NCBI's taxonomy places the organism in Eukaryota, Metazoa, Chordata, Leptocardii, Amphioxiformes, Branchiostomatidae.
GCAGGCAGACAGACAGACAUGCAGACACUGACAUGCAGGCAGGUAAAGACAGGCAGGAUACACCGACCGACAGACAAACGACUUAAACCGUUCUUGCCACAAUACAGAUUGUCACACAGAAACAAUGUUGGACACCAUCGUCUAACUUUUGACUGCGUUCUUUCUUUAGCUAUAAGCGCAUAUCAGCUUUCUGUUAGAACUUGUUAAUGAUACCCAUUAAAUCUGCGAUGAUAACGUCACGCGGCACCUUCAAAUCUACGUAUUCAAGAUGAUUGAUGUUGAGGCUUGGCAAGUUUGGCAAGAUGACCUCCAACAGAACAAUAGAAGUCACCUCGCACGCCCAAACUUGUCUCACUCGUCCGCACACCUCCAGACGGGACGCACCAUGGCUGAAAGACCCAGAGGUUUCGCCUUCGAUACCGGGCGCAGGGUUCGCAGACCCUACGCAAACUUCCCGAUGAUUAUUGAGAGCCCCUGGUGGCCUCCUCUACCUCCCGUGGGGCCCGUGGAACCGCCUAUCGUGCCUCCACCUCCCGUGGGGCCCGUGGAACCGCCGCCUAUCGUGACUCCACCCCCUAAACCAACAGACCGUCCGCUGACGCUGGGGAACUUCAUCUUCCACGUGAAUGAGAAUGGACCUGCUCACCACGCGGAGGAGUUUCUGGAGAACAACGUUGUUAGGCGUGGUCAGCCGUUCUCUGUGGGACUACUUUUUGACAGGGAAGUCGACCUGGAGAAGGACAAGCUGCUGAUCGAGUUUCAGUAUGGUAAUAACCCGCUGCCGAGUAAAGACACGCUGUUACGCCUUCCUGUUGGAGACGCCCUGAAGGAAGGCGAGUGGAGCGCCGCAGUGGAGAAGGCAGACGGACAGAAUGUCAAAGUGAGUAUCACGUCACCUGCUAACGCCAUUGUCGGCAGGUAUCACGUGGUUGUUGAGACGGAGUUGGCAGGUGAGAGGUCCCGCAGCAGAAAGGUCGACAUUCGCAACGUCGUCGUCCUCUUCAACCCCUGGUGCAAAGACGACCUGACGUACCUUGAUGACAACACCAAGCUGGAGGAGUACGUGCUGAACGAGUAUGGGUGCCAGUUCUUCGGGAACUAUUACCGCAUUGGCAAACGGGGGUGGAACUUUGGACAGUUUGAACCUGGAAUCCCCGAUGUCGUUCUACUGUUGCUGGAAAAGUCGGGACUCGGUCCGCAGUCCCGGGGGAGCGCGGUGAGCGUCAGCAGAGCAAUGUCAAAAUUGGUCAAUAGUGCGGACGAAAAUGGAGUCUUGGAGGGCAACUGGUCGGGUGACUACUCCUGGGGGACCCCGCCAACUGGGUGGAACGGCAGCGUGGAUAUUCUGCGGCAGUGGGGCACGGAGCGCCGGCCGGUGCGUUACGGGCAGUGCUGGGUCUUCUCCGGUGUCCUCACUACGGUGCUCCGCUGUUUGGGAAUCCCCGCCCGAAGCAUCACCAACUUCCAGUCGGCACACGACACUGACGUGUCCAUGACCAUCGACAAUUACUUCAACAAACUCGGCUACCCCGUGGACUCAGAAGAUUCUGUCUGGUGAGAAAAAAUCGUUGUC